GCGUCCGACUUCGCAAGCGACUCCUCACGCCGUCUACCAACUGAAACACAUCUUCCUCUCCAUCCACAAUGGUCGCAGCCUCGUCGGAACGCGCCGCCUCGGUCGAAUCCCCGGAGCAGGAUCUGAGCUCACAGUUUGUAGAGCGCUUCGUCAAGGGCAUCGACCUCAAGGAUGAGCUCGAGAUGUCUGAAUACAAGCGCAAAGAGUUGAGUGGCGAGCUGCAGCCUGAGCCGUACCUCGUUGCGAAUCCCAACCGCUUCGUGCUCUUCCCCAUCCAGGAGCACGAUGUGUGGCAGAUGUACAAGAAGGCAGAGGCCUCCUUCUGGACUGCCGAGGAGCUGGAUCUAGUGCACGAUCUCAACGACUGGGCGAAACUCACAGACAAUGAGCGUCACUUCAUCAAGCACGUGCUCGCCUUCUUCGCUGCCAGUGACGGUAUCGUCAACGAGAAUCUGGCCAUGAACUUCAGUAACGAAGUGCAGAUCCCUGAAGCUCGCUGCUUUUAUGGCUUCCAGAUCGCUAUCGAGAACAUCCACUCGGAAGUCUACUCGCUGCUUAUUGACACGUACAUCAAGGAUGCGGUGGAGAAAGACCACCUCCUUCGAGCUAUCGAGACCAUCCCGUGUGUCCAGAAGAAACACUCAAAUGAGCGUCUGCUAGCGUUUGCUGCAGUGGAAGGAAUCUUCUUCUCAGGCUCGUUCUGCUCCGUGUUCUGGCUCAAGAAGCGAGGACUUAUGCCUGGCCUAAGCUUCUCGAACGAAAUGAUUAGUCGCGACGAGGGUAUGCACACGGACUUCGCGUGCCUGAUGUACUCGAAGCUGGUCAACAAGCUGCCGGAGAGUCGUGUCCAUGAGAUCAUUCGUGACGCUGUGGCGAUUGAGCACGAGUUCGUGUGCGAUUCUCUCCCGGUGGAGCUCAUCGGCAUGAACUCGGCGCUCAUGUGUCAGUACAUUGAGUUUGUGGCAGAUCGUCUUCUGUACUCACUGGGUGUAUCCAAGAUCUACAACGUGAAGAACCCAUUCGACUGGAUGGACAUGAUCUCACUACAGGGCAAGACAAACUUCUUCGAGAAGCGCGUGGGCGAGUAUUCGAAGGCUGGCGUGGGUGUUUCAGCUGAGGAGCAGGUGUUCACUCUGGACGCCGAAUUCUAG
Molecule: messenger RNA, 1151 nt
Organism: Phytophthora infestans T30-4
Lineage: Eukaryota; Oomycota; Peronosporomycetes; Peronosporales; Peronosporaceae
Product: ribonucleoside-diphosphate reductase small chain
Exons: 2
Coding region: 69-1151 (360 amino acids)
Biological process (GO): deoxyribonucleotide biosynthetic process
Molecular function (GO): oxidoreductase activity
Source: RefSeq, a predicted model, not a curated record